Calliphora vicina (urban bluebottle blowfly) is the source of this 1873-nucleotide messenger RNA. RefSeq names its product probable G-protein coupled receptor Mth-like 2. The coding region runs from base 44 to 1714 and encodes 556 amino acids. Gene Ontology annotation, cellular component: membrane. The record is from RefSeq and is a predicted model, not a curated record. NCBI's taxonomy places the organism in Eukaryota, Metazoa, Arthropoda, Insecta, Diptera, Calliphoridae. Gene Ontology annotation, molecular function: G protein-coupled receptor activity. The transcript is spliced from 8 exons. Gene Ontology annotation, biological process: G protein-coupled receptor signaling pathway; cell surface receptor signaling pathway.
UUCACUUUCUAUAUUAAUAAUAAAUGGACUUUAAAAAUAUAAUAUGAAUUUAAAACAGUUGAUAAUUGUAAUUCAGAUUAUUUUAUUAAGAAAUCGUAUUCAUUGUUAUGCAGAAAACCAUAAAUUUACAUCGCAAGGUGUUAACAAAAGUAAUCAAUCAAACAAGGGAAAUAUUUUAAAUGAUUUCCAAACUCAAAACAAUAUUUUAACCAGCUCAAAUGUUUCCAGUAUUUACCGGAAUGCCAAAAAUUCAAAUCAACAAUAUCAAUCCACAGCUGAAAGUAUUGCCGAUUUAUAUUUCUUCUCUUCACACGAUGUAAUGGGAAUUUUUAAUUGCUCCUACGAGAAUACAAUCAACAUCACUAAUAAUACACUUUUAGCAAAUGGUUCCUAUAUUUACGAUAAUCAAACACUAGUACCACCCCAACUAGUGGGCAGUUAUGAUUAUGAAAUUUUAUAUAAUGGCAGUAGACGUAAGGUGCCACUACAUAAGCGUGCCUGUAUCUGCCACCUGAAGCCAUGCAUCUCCUUGUGUUCUAAUGACAUCUCGGAAACCUAUCAAUAUGUUAUAAAUAAUGCUAUGUAUGAUGCCUUGGAUAUAUUUUCUAUUAAUGUAAAUCUUAAUAAUGGACUUGUUGCUACCAAAAAUAUUGUCAAAGAUUUUGCACCUAUUGAGUGGCAAGAGUUUUGUGCAGUGCUUUAUAUGCUUACACCAGAAAUCAAUGUUGGUUCUGACUGGACUUUGUUUGAGAAUGGAUCUCUAUUGCUGGAAAGUGAUGGAACGCUAAAGAAAAGGAACGAAUAUUGCUUUGAUUUACAAAGGAUAACCAUUGAAGGGAAUUCGUAUGAUUUAAUAAAUCCCAAGAUCUGUGCUAAAACUAAAAUAGGUUUGACUUAUUUGGAGUUGUUCAAUUAUUGGAUACAAGUGCUUUCGAUAAUAUUUUUACUUUUCACCAUGAUCGUCUAUUGCUGUCUGCCCGAACUCUUAAAUGUGCAUGGUAAAUGUUUGAUGUCUUAUGUGGCCAGUUUAGCGUUGUCCUUUGCUAUUUUUAGUUUCUUAUAUCUCUCACAAAGUAGCUUUGAUCUUCUGCCCUGCUUAAUAAUGGCGUAUUUAAAUUAUUACUUGCAAUUAUCCUAUUACACUUGGUUGGGUAUUAUUUGCUAUGAUAUCUGGCGAUCGUUUAGUGAUUUCAAUUACAAAUCUUCAUAUGGUUAUUAUUCGAAGUUUGGUUAUCCUUUGCCGUUUUUGAUGACAUUUCUGACAUUUUGUGCGCAAAAUCUAAUCACAAACGAGGACUUAAAACCAGGUAUCAGUGCAGACAGAUGUGGUUUAGAUGUUUUUAAAUGGUCUGGUGCUAUAUAUUUAUAUGGACCCUGUUUAAUUAUUUUGCUGUGUUGCUUAACAUUCUUUAUUUUAACCUCAAAAAUAAUAAAAACAAAUGAUAGAGAAAUUAAAGAAAUUUAUGCCAAGGAUUCGCCAGAAAGUCGUUACUCUCUAAUUCUCCGUUUAUUUGUGAUGAUGGGCAUAUCUUGGUUCUUAGAUAUUAUAUCGUAUGUACUUUAUAUGUUUGGAUUGACGACUGUAUCUGGAAUAAUUGAUUAUAUUAAUUCGCUGCAGGGAGUUUAUAUAUUUAUAAAUUUCAUUGGACGUCCUAAAACUCAUUAUAUGCUUAAAAAAAGGUAUUACGAAUGGAAGACCAGGAAGGGUUUUUAAAAACAGACUAUAUUUUCAAAUAUCACAUCAUAUGCGUCAAAGGUCAGCCAGCAACAACGGAUCAUUUGAACUUUUCUGCUGAACAUUUUUUUAUAAGUAGUAAACUAAUUUUCAAUUCGUAAAUUUUAAUAAGAUUAUGUUUGUAAAAUUUAAUCAAAA